This is a messenger RNA of Colletes gigas, 1836 nucleotides long. Its product is annotated as tubulin delta chain-like. Gene Ontology annotation, biological process: microtubule cytoskeleton organization; mitotic cell cycle. The transcript has a single exon. The coding region runs from base 1 to 1341 and encodes 446 amino acids. Gene Ontology annotation, molecular function: GTP binding; structural constituent of cytoskeleton. The record is from RefSeq and is a predicted model, not a curated record. Lineage: Eukaryota; Metazoa; Arthropoda; Insecta; Hymenoptera; Colletidae. Gene Ontology annotation, cellular component: cytoplasm; microtubule.
AUGUUGACAGUACAAUUUGGACAAUGUGGAAAUCAACUAGGGCACACAUUAUUUUCAAAAUUAUCAGCUGACAUAGAAUGUGUGAAUACAGGUGUAUCCUAUAAUACUAAUUAUCAAUAUUCAGAAGAUACAUUUAAUAAAUGGUUUAAUGGUAUUUCUAAACAAGGUAAACGUUUAGCAAGGGCAAUUCUUGUAGAUACAGAACAGAAAGUAAUAAAUAAAAUGUGCAAUGACACAACUAUUCCAUGGACGUAUUGGAACAAAAAUAUAAUUUGUCAAGCUGAUGGGGGUUGUGCAAACAACUGGGCAUACGGUUAUUUGAUAAAAGGAUACAAAUUGAGCGAUAUGAUACUAAAUGCAAUAAGACAAGAAAUAGAAAAAACUGACCAUUUUGAUGGAUUUCUUUUACUUUUAAGUUCAGCGGGUGGAACAGGGUCUGGUAUUGGGAGCAACAUUGCACAACUAUUGCGAGAAGAAUAUGAAACAAAAUCAAUUGUUACAACAACAAUAUUACCAUUUUCAUUUGGUGAAGUGUGCACCCAAAACUAUAAUACAUUAUUUACUUUAGCAAAACUGUACAAUCAAAGUGACAUGAAUAUUAUAUUUGAAAAUGAACAAAUUCAUAAUAUAUGUAAAAAUCUAUUACAAAAGUCAGCCACAAGUUUACAAGAUAUAAAUGAAAUUAUUUCAGAAAAAUUAUUAGCUGUUUUCCAGCCAAUAAAUCAUGCAAGACAUAGCAUAAAUUCAAUAGUGUCUCAAAUAGCAUCGCAUCCUUCUUAUAAAUUAGCAACAAUUAAAAGUACUCCACAUAUAAGUACAACAUCUUCUGAAUAUGAACCUGUAUGUAAUUGGAGUUCGUAUGUACAUCAUUUAAAACAAACACUUCGAAUGCCUAAUUUAAAUUCACAGCUGACUGAUCUUGAACUAAAAAUGCCAUCCGGUUCAAGAGGAAGUACCACACAUCAUGUUUACACCUGUUCAAUAUCGAAUAUUCUAGUAACACGUGGUCCUACAACAAACGAAGACUUUAUAUUACCUGAUGAAUUUAGAAAGAAACAUUUAUAUGCAAACUGGAAUACAACUGAUUGGUUUUCCCAUUUGCACCAAAAACGAAAACUGUUAAAUCAUGAUAAAUUUCUUGCUUUGAUUACAAAUAAUUCUCAAAUUUGUCAUCCUAUGAACAUACUUUUAGAUAAAACUUGGAAAUCUUACAUUCAUGCUGCAUUUUUGCAUCAAUAUAAACAAUUUGGCUUGGAAGAGGAUGAUUUUUUACAAGCAUUUGCAGUAGUUGAAAACAUUGUGAAAGAGUACAAGGAAUUAGUUCCACACGCAAAAUCAUAAUUAAUUUAAUUUUAUGAACUAUUUUUAAUCUUGAAUAUUUCUUUUACAAAUAAAAAAUUCAAAUACUGCAUACGCGAGAGCUAAGAAACGUGUAUGUGAGAGGGUAAUUAUGACGUCAUUAGAGAAUCGACCAACUUGCGACGCCGAAAAUGCAUACACAUGCGUCAAAAGAUGCAACGACGGCAGGGAGAAUGUAAAGAACAAAGGAAGAUGGAAUGAAAAUAUGAAGAAAAAAGGAGGAAUAGACCGAGGGCGGCUUUAAGUUCAACGUGGGGAGAGUGGGAUGAAACAGAACGGGCUACCCAGCUAAACACAUCCCUUCUACAACUUUUACAUGUUCUGCGCUUGUGCAAAGGGACGACCGAAUUCGUGGAACAAUAUAAAUGCAGAACGAAAAAGCCCUGACCGUUUCCGAGAAAUGAUGGAAAGACUUGGGAAUCGAUGGUCAUUUCUACUUCCUUAAAUAUUUUUAUAUCUAUCCCAGGAGAGUAAAAA